AUGGCUGACGCUCCUCCUCCCACCCCAUCGGAGCUCCUCCGUAUGGUGACUGAACUUCAACAAGCGAAUCAGCGCAUGGCCGAGGCUAAUGAGCAUAUGAGAAGCGAGAAUCAACGUAUGCAACAACAAAUCGAGCAGUUAAUCAACGCCCGCAUUGAGCAUGGUAACAAUCAUGACGCACGAAAUAAUGACGAGGAACAUCGCACACAUGUGUCGGAGACACCUCAGGACGAGGAAGGCGGCGGUCCGCACGACAGUGAAAAAAGAGCCGAAACAGAUAAAGACGAGCUUGACAAUUCCACAGGGCCAUUCACGGCAGACAUCAUGAAUUUCCAGUUGCCUAGGCAAUUUACUCUACCAACAACAUUGACUCCUUAUGAUGGAUUGGGAGACCCAAAGCAACACAUCAAGAAGUUCCGAUCAAUUAUGAUCGUUAAUGGUGCAUCUGAUCCUAUUCUCUGCCGUUGUUUUCCUUCUUUCUUAGAUGGUCCUGCACUUGACUGGUUUUGCUCUUUGCCUGCAGAUUCUAUUUCCCGAUUUCAAGAACUGGCAAAGCAAUUUGAGGACCAUUUUGCAGCAUCCGCUAUUUACCUACAUGACUCGGACUAUCUGACAACUGUUAAACAAGGCCCUCAAGAAAGCCUAAAGGACUACAUCACCCGUUUCACGAAGAUAGCAAUGAGGAUUCCCGAUCUCCAUCCUGAAGUCCACCUGCAUGCUAUUAAGAGUGGGCUCCGUCCAGGGAAAUUCCAGGAGGCUAUCGCGGUAGCUAAACCAAAAACCCUGGCCGAGUUCCGCGAAAAGGCUAAAGGACAAAUCGACAUCGAAGAACUCCGUCAAGCUCGGAAAACAGAAAAGUCGGCAGUCACCAAAGACGACGGGAAGCCUCGCGAAAACAGAAAAAGCUUCAAACCAGUACCUCGAUAUGAGUCAUAUACGCAGUUCAAUACCAAGCGGGACGACAUCAUCAAGGAGAUAUUAAAUUCUAAGCUGAUCAAACCUCCACGGAAAGCCGGGAGUUAUCCAGAGCCAAAAAACGUUGAUAAAUCCAAGUAUUAUUCAUUUCAUCAGAAAUUCGGUCAUACAACCGAUGAAUGUGUGAUCGCUAAAGAUCUCCUUGAGCGAUUGGCAAGACAGGGGCACCUCGAUAAAUUCAUUGCAGGUCACAUGCAAAAGAGAUCCACUUCUGCCGCGGAUCCGUCCUCGGUAGCAACUCCAUCAAAGGACAAAGAGAAAGUUCCUGCCCAACCCAGGGGCAUAAUCAAUUGCAUCUCUGGGGGCUAUGCCGGAGGAGGAUGCACAAGCUCUGCACGUAAACGCACAUACAGAGCAAUGCUCGCCCUGACGGAUACGGCCAAUAAUUCUCAGCCGACACAAAUGCCACCUGAGAUAACGUUCUCCCAGACCGAUUAUCAUGCUCAAGACACAAAUCUCGAUGAUCCUGUUGUCAUCUCUAUUCAGCUGGGCGAUUUAAUAGUUCGGAAAGUGCUGCUGGAUCCAGGCAGCAGUGCUGACGUUUUAUUCUUCACUACAUUUGAAAAAAUGAAAUUAAGUACUAACAUUUUGCAACCAUCUGUAGGGGACUUGGUCGGCUUCUCAGGAGAGCGGGUCCCGGUCAUGGGUUCAGUAUGGUUACAAACCACAUUGGGAGAACAGCCUGCAUCUAGAACACAAGACAUUCAAUAUUUGGUGGUCGACACUUUCAGUCCUUACAACCUUAUUUUAGGGCGACCCUUCUUAAACAGGUUUGCCGCAAUUGUAUCUACUGUUCAUCUCUGUAUCAAGUUUCCCCUGCAGGAUAAUACCGUGGCCAUAGUCCACGGCGACUUACAAGAUGCUCGGCACUGUUACAACACUAGCCUAAAACCCAUCAAAGGAAAUAAUGACAGACGUGUAAACUCCAUAGGCGCAGAGCAACCGAUGCUUACCGAACUAGAUCUCCGGGCCGACCUCCAAGAUCGCCCUCUACCCAAUGAAGAACUGGUUAAGCUCACUCUGACAGAUGAUCCAACCAAAUUUACAUUUAUCGGCGCAUCCAUCAAAGGCGAUGCGAAAAACAAGCUCAUCAACUUCCUACGACAGAACGCCGACCUAUUCGCCUGGACAUGA
Messenger RNA from Arachis stenosperma, 2109 nucleotides. RefSeq lists its product as uncharacterized. The coding region runs from base 1 to 2109 and encodes 702 amino acids. The record is from RefSeq and is a predicted model, not a curated record. Lineage: Eukaryota; Viridiplantae; Streptophyta; Magnoliopsida; Fabales; Fabaceae. The transcript has a single exon.